UCACUGGGCGUGCCAAGCGAUUUUAUCCCCCGCCUAGUCAGGUCAGGUGUGUGAACGUGUUUGUAGGUGUGCGCGCGCCUCAACAGGUGCUAUAGGGUUAGUUACGAAGAUUUAGUAUUUGGGCGAGGCUGGAUGAGGCAUCAAUAACAUCAGCGUUUGAGAUGUGGGAGACUUGAUUUUGUUACGGAGCUAAUAGUGUAUGUUAUGAAGGUGUAGACUGUGUUGGUGAAAUUGUUUACGAGAAGUACUGGUUUAUAUUCUAAGUCUUUGCAAGUAUCCUUAAUUUAAAUUGGAUAUUUGAUUAUGGAUCAAACAUCUCUUUGGACAAAUGUCACCUGUGCUAAUGGUUCUCUUGUUACCCUGUACUGUCCAACUCAGCACAUUGUCUGUCAGGUAGUUAACGCAGUUGAUUUGAGAGUGUCGUUUUGUGAAAAUGUGACCUUCAUUACCAACGUGCCUGUUAUACACACCGGAAAAAGUUAUGAUUUUUACAUUGGCUUGAGUUUGGCUAUUCUUUCCAGCUUUCUUAUUGGAAGUAGCGUCAUCCUGAAGAAAAAGGGAUUGCGUCGACUGGCAGAAAGUGGUGGCACCAGAGCAGGUGAUGGUGGACAUGGGUAUCUGAAGGACUGGAUGUGGUGGGCUGGCCUCCUAACAAUGGGUGGCGGAGAGGUUGCAAACUUUGCUGCCUAUGCAUUUGCUCCAGCAACUGUCGUCACUCCGCUUGGAGCACUGAGUGUACUUAUAAGUGCAGUUAUGUCGUCUUAUCUACUGGAAGAGAGACUUAACCUAUUUGGUAAACUGGGCUGCAUGCUGAGUGUCUUGGGAAGCACGGUCAUGGUGAUCCAUGCUCCUGAAGAAGUCGAGGUCACCACACUUGAUGAGUUGGCCUCUAAAAUGAAAGAGCCAGGUUUCAUAGUAUUUGCUCUUCUUUUGUUAACUGCAAGUUUGGUGAUGGUCAUCUUCUUUUCCCCUCGGUAUGGACAGAGCAAUAUCUUGAUCUAUAUUUCCAUCUGUUCCUUUAUUGGUGCAUUUUCUGUGUCCUCUGUCAAAGGAUUGGGUAUAGCCAUCAAAGGACUGUUUUCGCAUCAGCCAGUCGUGCAGCAUCCGUUGUCCUGGAUUCUUAUUAUUGUAUUAAUUGUCUCCAUUUCUACUCAGGUGAAUUACCUCAACAAAUCACUGGAUAUUUUUAACACCUCUUUGGUAUUCCCAAUUUACUAUGUCUUCUUUACAACCGUGGUGGUCACCACUUCCAUAAUACUGUUCAAAGAAUGGUAUAGCAUGACUGCAGUUGAUAUAAUUGGAACAAUCUCUGGCUUUCUCACUAUCAUUUUGGGAGUUUUCAUGCUUCAUGCUUUUAAGGACUUAAAAAUCACUUUAUCUGAUUUGCCACACACACUCCUGAAAACGGACCAGCCUGCUGUUACACACUUUGUCAAACUGGAUGAUAAAAACAUCAUUGUAGAGGAAAUGGAAAAUUCAAGUAUUUUUAUUGAAGAAAAACCAAAGGUGUUUGUAAUCUACAGUUGAGAUUUUUAAUGGAGCAGUUUUAUGUGUUUCAGCUGUUGCUCAGUAUGUGACAAUAGCCAGUGUAAAGUAAGUGUAAAUAGAAUAAAAAAAGGUAUUAACAGUUGCAGAUUUUGCCAGUCUGCAGAACUUUUUCAAAAGCUUUUUUAUACUCUGUUUUCAUCUGUAGUAAUAUUUAUUUGUACAAGUUGCCAAAGAUCACUGUAAUUGUAAGAAUCCCUUUCCCUCUGUUGGGUGGAGAGGGAUCUAAUUCCAGUAGUACUGCUCUGAAAAAUGUAUCAAAUACCUUGUGAGGGUUGUCUGGCCCUUUAACGACUUUAGCGUAAGCUUGCAUUCAGAAAAAAAAAAUCCUGACUGGUUUAAGGAAGGUCUGAUUUCCAAGAAAUGUGGUGUUUGUGUUGCAUUUUUAGGUGCACUUGCAUAAUAAGGAUACCCUUUUAAUGAAGUUAACGCUGACCGAAGUGUGUAUUUUUUUUGUCCUGUGCAUUAUGUGAACACUAUGUUAAAGAAAUUUCUUUGCCAUAAAUUAGUAAUGGAAUGCAGAUGCAUUUAUCAGGGUUAAAUUUCAAUGUUGGCUAAAAGCAUAGUUAAUUAGAAAAUUAAGAUCUUGUGGACAUUGUACCUUGAUUCAGAAAUAUGCAUGCUCAUCAUAACGACUAUUUCUGCUGAAGUUCAUUAAUGAAUAUGAAAUAUCCAGAGGUAAAUGUCAGUCCCUUGGUUUAAUCUUUUUAGCUGAUGGCCCCACAAAACAUGUGGAUUCAGUGCCCUUCCAUGGAUAUUAGAGGGAACCGGUUACACAUGCUCACAACAUACCAUAUUCCUUUCCUUUUUUGUUGCAAAUGAAUGGCUAAUCCAGUUUGUUUUGCUAGUUCAUCAGCUGAUUUUUGGGCCAAUAUAUUUGGCAGUGCUAAUUAAAGAAGAUAAUAUGGUUUUGUACUAUUUAUGAUGUCCCAAGAAGAAAUGGAAGUAAGCAUUCACACAGGUGUCCAUGCCCUCUAGAAGACUGUAAUCUACAGUACAUUUUCUGUUAAUAUUCACAAUUGUAUGUCCUGUGUUAAACUUGACCGGGGGGGGGGGGGAGACAAAGCUAGGGGAGUAAGGAAUUUGCAAGCCUUUCUAGAAUACAGAAAAAUGAUGAUGGUUCUUUUCUUUUUCCAUAAAUAUUGAGAAACCUGUAGCAAAGACUAAAUGUCUUGUGGAAAAAAGCAUUUUCUGUGCUAAAACAAAGAGCCUGCAAGAGGUACUAAAUAGGGGUAGGCAUCUGAUGUGAUGGGUCCCAGGUCUGCUGUGCUGGGAUAAAUCACUUCUCUGGUUGUGUUCACUUACUUUCGCACAAGCCGUCCCAAGUCACCUUCUUCCUGAAGAGAGGAAAAAGUAGGGUGUAAGAGCAGUUUGAAUUUCUUUAGAAGAACCUUUGGUCUGUUCAUUACCAAAUAGGCAUGGUGGGAUGCUAGACUGUUUUGGUAGGAGGGUGCGUAUGCUUAUGCUACUAUAGGCAUUGAUGGCAUCUAUCUGUUGCAUUUGUUUCAGAACCUUUCCAAGACACUGCCUUGUGUGGAUCUCUUUAAUAGUAUCCCUCGUGCUCUUGCCAGAUGGGAGUGUAUUUAAACUGAACAAACCAGCAAGGCUUUUUGCACAAAGUACAGUUGUAAUACCUCCUUCAGAGGUGCUGUAUUUUAUGUUUUAUACAGUAAUGUUGAAGGCAUGUGUGGCUUGGAACACAACCUUUAUGUGAUGGCAUGAAGUUGUUAGUGUGAACUGUGUGUUUUUUUUUUUUUUUUUUUUUUGUUCCCAAAAUUGGAAUAGUAACACUAUGCUAAAGAAAGUCAUCCAUCAUGGUUCCUAAUGUCAGAUUGCAUAUGAGGAAGUAUUAUGGCAUGGAUGUCAGAGUACCAGCUGCAGUAAUUACAGGGUCCAUCAACCUGAUUGACCUUGCAGUGGUUAUCAGUAAUGGUCCCUCUUCCAGGCUUCUUUCACUCUAAUUCCGUAGCCCCAUGUUGUAGGAGGAAGAAUUGCCAUUUCUUUCAGUUUGGGUAAUAGUGUGUCACAGGUAGCAUUCACAAGUAAAACUGUUUUAUCCAUCUUCAGGUACAACUGUAUGCGUGCAUAACUGUAGGAGAGCUUAUUAAAGCUAUCCUAAAAGAUGAGACCCAUUUGGCUUUGCUUUUAGUUCCCCAGUUUACUGGACAUGCGUGUUAUACAAGAGAGCAUUUGAUGAGGCAGUGUUUUUAUUCUCUUCUCCAGUGUCAAAUAAGGAAAUGUCAGUAGAAGCUUGCCUUUAAAAACUAAUGAUGAUGCUACAAACGACACUUUUAUGCUGGAUACUUAAAUGGGCGUGCCUUUGUUGAAGGCGGAAUGUCGAGCUGGUACCUCAGCGUUCGUGAAAAUCUACUGCCAAUCAUUAGCGGACCGGAGUUCCUCUGUGGUGACCCCUAAACGGGAAAAGCCAAAAGACAAAACUUGUGGUCACCACAGGUAUGCAGAAGGAUUAAGGCAAUGUCUUUAUUCCAAAAUCUCAAUUAGUAUUGCUGUUUUAUGUUGGGGACUUCCAUUAUCAGUUUAGUUCUUUGCCAUGUGGAUGUUCUGGUGCACCAGGCAGUUAUGUAAAACAAACAUCGAAUAAAGCAAUGUCACCCGAUAAGUACUGAAGUACUGCUUUAAUGCAUAUACAACACAAAGCUUUCGGGCAUAGCCCUUUUUCAAUAGUUUCAAUAAAAGCACAUGACACAACCCUACUAAUCAUUUCACUGCAUUCAUUAAAUACUAAAAAAUAAUAUAACCAAUCAUGAGAACAAUAAUCAAGAACGUAAGAAUGUUAAAAAAAAAAAAAAAAAAAAAAAUUAUAUAUAUAUAAUCACUAUCUACUUGUAUCUCAUGUCUCAACCAAAAUCAGUUUCAAACUGAUACAGGUGUUCACCCCUGGAUAUCUAUCAGCCUCUAAUCUCAAAAUCCAUUUGUAUUCCCUAACAUGAAGUGUAUUAUUCAGAUUUCCACCUCGAAUGCUCUUGAAAACCAUAUCAAUAACCCCUAAAUUUAAAUUCAUGAUUAAUACCAUGUUCCAAUAUAUCUGUCUUAUUACUACAGUAUGGACGAGUAGAAUGUUGUCUCUGAAAAUACUUUCUCUAGCUUCAUUUAACACAGAUGGUUCAUAACCUCCUUGGAUGAAUUCUUGGAUAGUUCCAUAAACUUGUUUAUUGCACUCUUCCAGAUCAGCUGAUAUUAAAAGAAGUUGACUGUUAACAAUUCCCACCAAAUACAUCGGGUGCAAUGCUUUUACAAUGUGUAUAACGAUUAGCGUGCAUAACUGUCAACUUCUUAGAAUCAUCAGGCUUAAUACUGAUCAGGAAGGGUGUAAAACAAGUUUCUGAAACUAUCCAAGAACUCAUCCAAAGAGGUUAUGAACCAUCUUUGUUAAAUUAAGCUAGAGAUUAGUUAUUUUCAGAGACAACAUUCUGUUCAUCCAUGUUUUAGUAAUAAGACAUCUGAUGAGAGUAGAAAGAUUUAGCACUAAGCAAGAAAUAAUAUAUGUGACUACAUAUAAUGUAAUAUCAUAUAUGUGACUACAUAUAAUGUUCAAAAUCCUGAAGUAAGGAAUAUUAUAAUAAGGAAUUGGCACUUUUAAAAGCUAUGCCCUAACUUAACUAUAUUAUAGAUAGCAAAACAGUUUUACAUAUAGAAACUAAGAACUUGAAACAAAAAUUGUUAUAGGGAGAUGAGACAGGUUUAAUGUUAAAAGUAGGCCAUCUAUUGUUAAACAAGGUGUACUUUUCCUUGUUACAGCUGUACCUGUAAGCAUAUUUUUAUUGGUGAGAAUAAGUUUAUUCAUCCUAAUAACAUAAGAGUAUGUUUUUCAUUUGCAUGCAACUUGUAAUACUACUAGUAUUGUAUAUCUUGCUACAUGCACAGUAUGUCCCGUUUUUUAUAUAGGGAAGUAUAGUAGAAGGUUAAAGGAUCGAAUCAUAGAACACCGUUCUGAAAUAGAGGACGAUUCAGACAAAUGCCGUAGCUGUCCAUAUAUUCAAACAUGGUAUUAAUCAUGAGUUUAAAUGUAGGGUUAUUGAUAUGGUUUUCAAGAACAUUCGAGGUGGAAAUCUGAAUACCCUUGAUGUUAAGGAAUAUGAAUGGAUUUUGAGAUUAGAGACUGAUAGAGGUGUUCACCCCUGGAUAUCUAUCAGUUUGAAACCUAUUUUAGUGAGAAACAAAUGAGAUACAAGUAGUGUUUUCAUAUAUGCAUACAUCUUUUUUUACAUAUCCUUAUGUUCUUGAUUUAUUGUUAUGAUUGGUUAUAUUAUGUUUUUAGUAUUUAAUGAAUGGAGUGAAAUGAUUGGUAGGGUUGUAGCAUGUGCUUUUAUUGAAACUAUUUAAAUUGUGUAUGUCAUGAGCUGUUUAGAUUGCAUUGAAAAAGGGCUAUACCUGAAAGCUUUGCUGUGUUGUAUACAUAUUAAAGCAGUUCUUCCCAUUAUAUAUUGGGUGAUGUUGCUUUAUUCGAAGUUUGUUUUAUGUUUUGCUGUGCAUCUUCGUUACUGCUAUACCGUUGUUGCACCAGGCAGUUUAUCACAGUGCCUGAUUAAACCAUUUGCUCACUCCCAGACUUAUGGGAGUUCGUAUAUCCAUAAUCCCAGUUUCUCAAUUUUUACACAUGGGCUAAGGGUGUCAUCAACAGUAACAGUCCUCUCGAGCCAAUAUUCACACCCCUGGGUUGAUACCAUUUUAUUAGGUCAAAAUGCCUUACUCAAACUAAAUUCCUUCAGAACUUAAAAAUGCAGCAUACAGUUUCCAAACUUUCAUCCUUCAAAAUUUGAUUUGUUAUCCUCUCAGGCUAUUCUGAAUACAAGUAUUUUAUGAUAACCUCAGGACAAGUGCAGAUAUUUUUACCAACAUGCAUCAUAAUGGAAGACCCUGACUGCAGGAGCCAUACCUCUCAACCUCUUAGAGUAAGAAAUCUGGACAAAGCCGUAAAAAAAGUGCAACAAAUGGGGACAAUUUUUAAAUAUUGCUCUUACAAACUUAGAAGGUCAAAACAA
This is a messenger RNA of Protopterus annectens (West African lungfish), 6548 nucleotides long. RefSeq names its product NIPA like domain containing 4 (gene NIPAL4). NCBI's taxonomy places the organism in Eukaryota, Metazoa, Chordata, Ceratodontiformes, Protopteridae. Gene Ontology annotation, cellular component: membrane. Gene Ontology annotation, biological process: magnesium ion transport. The transcript has 6 exons. Bases 304 to 1527 code for a protein of 407 amino acids. The record is from RefSeq and is a predicted model, not a curated record. Gene Ontology annotation, molecular function: magnesium ion transmembrane transporter activity.